UUAUUGCAUUAAUCUCAACUGCUCGCAUCACGGUGCAUGUCAGCUAUGCCGUAGUGAGGAGCUUAUAAGAGGGAGCUCGGAAAUUGAGGGUGGAAGAAAUUGCAGCAGAAUCAGCGAUAGAGAGAGAGAGAGAGAGAGGAAGUAGCAAUUUCUUUUCGCCGACGCCUUUCUCCUUCCGUGUCGUGUUUCUAGUCUUUCAAGGUGAGGCAUCGUAGCUUUUUUAGGGGCUGGAGUAGCGCAUUCUCAUACUCUCCCAGCGGUGUUCCACUUCAACGUCCGUGGAGGAUUUGAGUCUUGUGAUGAGAGUUCAAUGACAGCAGUGAAAGCCGGGAUGACGGUAGGGACAAUGGGAAAGCAAGGAGCCGAUAACGAGAGCUUGUGCCUCCCUCUUCUUGCCAAGGAACGGAUAAUUUCCAAACGGUUCAAACGGAUUUGUGUGUUCUGCGGCAGCAGCAGUGGCAAGAAAGAUAUCUUCAGCAACGUCGCUCUCAGCUUGGGACGCGAACUGGUGAGCAGAAAAGUGGAUUUAGUGUAUGGAGGAGGGAGCAUCGGGCUGAUGGGUCAAGUUGCUCAAACUGUUCACGGGGGAGGCGGCCAUGUUAUAGGGGUAAUUCCGACGGCGUUAAUGGGCAAGGAUCUCUGCGGCCAGACGGUUGGUGAGCUGCGAACAGUACGAGACAUGCAUCAACGGAAGGCAGAAAUGGCUGGACUGGCGGAUGCGUUCGUAGCUCUUCCAGGUGGUUAUGGCACAUUAGAGGAGCUGCUUGAGGUUUUAACCUGGUCGCAGCUUGGGAUUCACGAAAAACCAGUAGGGUUGCUGAAUGUGGAUGGCUACUACAACCCACUCUUAGCCUUGUUUGACAAAGCUCUAGAGGAGGGGUUUCUCGGGUUAUCAGCUCGGAACAUUGUUGUGUCAGCUCCCACUGCCAGUGAACUUCUCGACAAACUGGAGGCUUACACUCAAAUUCACGACUGGGCCAUUCCCAAGCUCUACUGGGAAGAUGUCAAAUGCUUCGUUUACACCUCUACAAUUCCAACCACUUUGAAUCAAGGUAAACCAGAGGCAAUAUAGGCCAAAACUUCGUGUUGUAGAAAGGGAUGUAGCUUGGUAACAUGAACUCUCACUUAACAGGUGGGAAACAAGAAUUGGUGCUCAGGUGGGUGCAACAGCUGUUGACAAUAUUAAUAAGUUUAUACCAUUUUUCACAUGCUGUACUUUGAGUAGCUCAGUGUAAAGACUCAAGAUACUUUCUAUUGGAGUUCUAAAAUGUCUCCACCACAGAAGGACAUUGGUGGAGGUUGAACAGGUAGAAGCUACAUACAAAAUUUGUGCAAUCUUCAAACAUGUUGUAUUUCACAAAGUAGACUAAAGUUGACAGCCUAUCAUCUAUUUGUGACGUUUCACUUGUUGGUGGCAUUUCCAAGGGGAAUUUUUGGGUCUAUGAGAAGAAACGUUGCCUUGA
This is a messenger RNA of Physcomitrium patens, 1463 nucleotides long. RefSeq names its product putative cytokinin riboside 5'-monophosphate phosphoribohydrolase LOGL10. Gene Ontology annotation, molecular function: hydrolase activity, hydrolyzing N-glycosyl compounds. Gene Ontology annotation, cellular component: nucleus; cytosol. Gene Ontology annotation, biological process: cytokinin biosynthetic process. Lineage: Eukaryota; Viridiplantae; Streptophyta; Bryopsida; Funariales; Funariaceae. The record is from RefSeq and is a predicted model, not a curated record.